AUGGCCUGGCAAACACCACUGGUAAACACAAUUCGUUCCCAAAUGGCAGCAACCAAUCCAACAGUAACCGUUCCAGCAACAACCAAUCCAGUAGGACCUCCUCCGGGCUUUGCAACUUAUGAUCCAAGAGACAGAACUGAUCCUCUCCAUCUUCACCCCAAUGAGAGUCCUUCACUACAGCUUGUGACUGCUCAGUUGGAAGGUAGAUCCAAUUACCAUCCAUGGGCAAGGGCCAUGGAAAUGGCAUUGAGGUCGAAGAACAAGAUGGGCUUAGUUGAUGGAACCCUAGCAAUUCCCAGUAAAUCAGAUCCCAGAUAUUUCUACUGGGAUCAAUGCAACAAUAUGGUCUUAUCAUGGAUUCUUAGAGCUGUUUCUCCCACCAUUGGACGGAGUGUGCCGUGGAUCAACACUGCUGAGGGUGUAUCGAAGGAUUUGAAAAAGCGUUUUAGCCAACAAGAUGUCUUUCGUAUUGCAGAAAUCCAAUCUGAAAUCUAUAGAACAAAGCAAGGUACAUCCUCUGUGAAUGACUAUUUCACACAAUUAAAGUUGUUGUGGGAUGAAUUAUUUGUGUUAAGGCCAGUACCCUCCUAUGAAUGCUCAUCAAGAUGUGAAUGUGGUAAUAAGAUUUCUGAGAAAAUCAGGGCACAAUUAGAGAAUGACAUGCUAUCAUCUUUUCUCAUUGGCCUAAAUGAUAACUUUGGCAACACUAAGAGGCAGAUUAUGUUGAUGAAACCAUUGCCUGAUGUUGGAGAAGCAUUCUCUAUGGUUUCCCAACAAGAAAGGAAGAUCACUGUGGAAUCUAGUAUUCUGGAUGAAAAUCUAACAGGGGCAGGGGUCUUCUUCACAAAAUAUGAAGGCAAGAAGUCUUAUCCAAAUCAGAAACAGAAACCAGUGUGCAGCUUCUGUGGAUACACUGGUCACACCAUCGAGAAAUGCUACAAAAAGCAUGGGUAUCCUCCCAGUUGGAAGCCAAGAAACAAGGGAAUGGGAGCUGUUAAUCAGGUCCAAUCCAAUCUGCAAGAACCUGGCAAAUCAGAGACUGAUCAGUCUCUUUUUAACCAAGAAGACUAUAAGAGGUUCUUGGAAUUCAAGAAGCAAAGUGAAGCCAUCAGCUCUCCUCUCCAAACUGCUCCUCAAGUUAAUGCCAUAGCUGCCAACUUUAUUCCAAAUGCUGCAGUAGAAGGUAAAACUAUCAACUAUAACAAUGAGCUGAGAAAUUCAGAAUCCAUAUGGAUCCUGGACAGUGGUGCCACACACCACAUUGUAUGCAAGUUAAGUCUACUGAAAAAUCCCAAGGAAGUUCAAGGAAUACAUGUUGACUUACCAAAUGGACACCAAGCUCAAGUUUCCCACAUUGGGACUGUUCAACUGUCAACAGACUUAGUUCUAUUCAAUGUUCUGUGUGAUCAACUCCAAGGGAAUAUGAUUGGCAUAGCUGAGUUGAAGAAAGGGCUCUAUCAGCUUACUCUCCCAGAUUUCCUCUUUUGUAAACCUGCUUACAGUCAAGAUGAUCAGAGUGAUGAAACCAACUUGGAAACUGAUCUUGUCCUACCUUCACAAUUGAUAAGUGGCUUAGAUAAUGAUGAUCAAGUGCAAGAAAUCACCACUGAUCCAAGAGAUCAUCAUCAAGCUCAAGGAGAUACUGAUGGAUAG
Ipomoea nil (Japanese morning glory) is the source of this 1653-nucleotide messenger RNA. RefSeq lists its product as uncharacterized. The transcript is spliced from 3 exons. The record is from RefSeq and is a predicted model, not a curated record. NCBI's taxonomy places the organism in Eukaryota, Viridiplantae, Streptophyta, Magnoliopsida, Solanales, Convolvulaceae. Bases 1 to 1653 code for a protein of 550 amino acids.